CGUCAGGUCCCAAGCCUUGUCUUCCGCGCCUGCGCUCCAAGACGGCUCGGAUGCCGGCGGUCUCUGCUGAAGAGAGAAGAUGGCGCUUGACGGGCCAGAGCAGAUGGAGCUGGAGGAGGGGAAGGCAGGCAGCGGACUCCGCCAAUAUUAUCUGUCCAAGAUUGAAGAACUCCAGGUGAGGACAGACUCCAGUUCACAGUUUGUUCCACGUCUUCAAGAGUCAAAUCUUAACAGAAAAGUUCGCCUAUUGCGGGAGGAGCUACAGCUGCUGCAGGAGCAGGGCUCCUAUGUGGGGGAAGUAGUCCGGGCCAUGGAUAAGAAGAAAGUGUUGGUCAAGGUACAUCCUGAGGGCAAAUUUGUUGUAGACGUGGACAAAAACAUCGACAUCAAUGACGUGACACCCAAUUGCCGGGUGGCUCUAAGAAAUGACAGCUACACUCUACACAAGAUCCUGCCCAAUAAGGUGGACCCAUUGGUAUCAUUGAUGAUGGUGGAAAAAGUGCCAGAUUCGACUUAUGAGAUGAUUGGUGGACUGGACAAACAGAUCAAGGAGAUCAAAGAAGUGAUCGAGCUGCCUGUUAAGCAUCCCGAGCUCUUCGAAGCACUGGGCAUUGCUCAGCCCAAGGGAGUGCUGCUAUAUGGACCUCCAGGCACUGGGAAGACACUGUUGGCCCGGGCUGUGGCUCAUCAUACAGACUGUACCUUUAUUCGUGUCUCUGGCUCUGAAUUGGUACAGAAAUUCAUUGGGGAAGGGGCAAGAAUGGUGAGGGAGCUGUUUGUCAUGGCACGGGAACAUGCUCCAUCUAUCAUCUUCAUGGAUGAAAUCGACUCCAUCGGCUCCUCACGGCUGGAGGGGGGUUCUGGAGGGGACAGUGAAGUGCAGCGCACAAUGCUGGAGUUGCUCAACCAGCUGGAUGGCUUUGAGGCCACCAAAAACAUCAAGGUUAUCAUGGCUACUAAUAGGAUUGAUAUCCUGGACUCUGCGCUGCUUCGCCCAGGGCGCAUUGACAGAAAAAUUGAAUUUCCACCCCCCAAUGAAGAGGCUCGGCUGGACAUUCUGAAGAUUCAUUCUCGGAAAAUGAACCUGACUCGGGGGAUCAACCUGAGAAAAAUUGCUGAGCUCAUGCCAGGAGCAUCAGGAGCUGAAGUGAAGGGUGUGUGCACAGAAGCUGGCAUGUAUGCCCUGCGAGAACGGCGAGUCCAUGUUACUCAGGAGGACUUCGAGAUGGCAGUAGCCAAGGUCAUGCAGAAAGACAGUGAGAAAAACAUGUCCAUCAAGAAAUUAUGGAAGUGAGGGAACAGCCUUUGUGUGGAUCCUCCAAUAAAGCUCUGUAGGCCCAGUC
Molecule: messenger RNA, 1343 nt
Organism: Cebus imitator (Panamanian white-faced capuchin)
Lineage: Eukaryota; Metazoa; Chordata; Mammalia; Primates; Cebidae
Gene: PSMC5
Product: proteasome 26S subunit, ATPase 5
Exons: 12
Coding region: 80-1294 (404 amino acids)
Biological process (GO): proteasome-mediated ubiquitin-dependent protein catabolic process
Cellular component (GO): proteasome regulatory particle, base subcomplex
Molecular function (GO): proteasome-activating activity; ATP binding; ATP hydrolysis activity
Source: RefSeq, a predicted model, not a curated record